This is a messenger RNA of Uncinocarpus reesii 1704, 909 nucleotides long. RefSeq lists its product as uncharacterized. Gene Ontology annotation, molecular function: hydrolase activity. The transcript has a single exon. The record is from RefSeq and is a predicted model, not a curated record. The coding region runs from base 1 to 909 and encodes 302 amino acids. NCBI's taxonomy places the organism in Eukaryota, Fungi, Ascomycota, Eurotiomycetes, Onygenales, Onygenaceae.
AUGGCCCUUACUAGCCUUCUGUCGCUGCGGCGCGCCCGAACCCCCGUCCGUUUUCAGGUUAUGUCCGACCUCCAUCUCGAAGUCGGCCAGCAGUACGGCACCUUCGAAAUCGAACCAAAGGCCAGUAAUCUGAUCUUAGCCGGCGAUAUCGGUCGACUUGCGGAUUACCAACCUUUUCGCGAUUUCUUGUGCUCUGUGUGCCGCAAAUUCGAACGGGUCUUCUUAGUCCCGGGAAACCACGAGUUCUUUGAUAUCUCGCGGGAGCAAGCCCUGCAGCUGGUGGAUAAGCUGCAAAAUGACCCCGAACUAAUGGGCAAGCUGAUUGUGAUGAAUCGAAAACGGGUGGAUUUGGAGGAUGUCACCAUUUUAGGCUGUACUCUCUACUCGCAUAUACUCCCGGAAGCAGAGGAAAUAGUACGGACCAAAGUCGGUGACUUCCGUCGUAUUGUGGACUGGACAGUUGCCGACCACUUGGAAGAGCACGCAAGGGAUGUUGAAUGGUUGGAGAAUGAGAUUGGUUUGGUCCGACAAGCUGACUCCAACUCUGGACUCAAACGGAUCAUCGUUGUAGUUUCCCACCAUGCCCCCUUGACCAAAGGGACCUCGAAGCUCUCAAACGAGGCCAAUCCAUGGAGCUCAGCCUUUGCGACUGAUCUUAUUGGCAACAAGGACAAGCCGGCGUUUGAUGAUGUGCAGUGGUGGAUCUUUGGCCACACGCAUCAUUGCUCUGAAUUUGUUCAUAGGCAGGUAAAGCUUGUCAGCAACCAACGGGGCUACAUACGUUCGAACCGAGAUGAAAAUGAAGGAAUUGAAGUUUCUAGUAAUUUUACUUCAAAGAAACUGAAAACUUGGAACAACUCUAGUCCACCUGAGAAUGCCUUCAACCUUGAAAAGGUCAUCGAAGUAUGA